AUGCUGUGGAACAUUCUGGGGAUGUUUUGGACGGGCCCUAAAAUAGCAUUCUGGCGACAAGCCGCGCUUGACUGCGGGUGCACGAAUAAAGCCGGUAAUACGAUACUUCUACACUCUUCCAUCUCUGGUGCUUGGGUGAAUCUAGAGUUUGCCUUAAAACCGCUGGAGAUAAGCCAGGAUUGCAGGUCGUUGACCGUCCAGUUCUAUUGGCUCCCUGGUAAAGUUUAUCCUCAUUCGACUUCGCUAACCUCGGCUCCGGCUUUUGGUCAGAUCAACACUGCGCGCUUUACAUUCAACAACUCUCGGACCAAUAGUUCAAUGCGAUCCGGUGAUACCGUGGUGCUACAAACCAAAAACCCACGAAAUCUGCCCCUCCCGUCCUUCCAGCUACUGGAGAUGCAGUAGUACUUGCAUCGUGCAGCUGUACUCGGUUGACUUGUCAGCACUCUGAAACCGUUGUCUCUAGA
Molecule: messenger RNA, 467 nt
Organism: Aspergillus brunneoviolaceus CBS 621.78
Lineage: Eukaryota; Fungi; Ascomycota; Eurotiomycetes; Eurotiales; Aspergillaceae
Exons: 1
Coding region: 1-405 (134 amino acids)
Source: RefSeq, a predicted model, not a curated record